Ruditapes philippinarum (Manila clam) is the source of this 970-nucleotide messenger RNA. RefSeq lists its product as uncharacterized. The record is from RefSeq and is a predicted model, not a curated record. Gene Ontology annotation, molecular function: wide pore channel activity. The transcript is spliced from 8 exons. The annotation marks the transcript as partial. Gene Ontology annotation, cellular component: membrane. Lineage: Eukaryota; Metazoa; Mollusca; Bivalvia; Venerida; Veneridae.
AGCGCAGUCCAAUCAUUUAUUCGUUAUGCAGAUAACGAAACGUUUGUUUUAUUGUAAAUCGCGAAUUUUAGACGUUCAAUGAUUGUUGUGAAAUUUCAUAUUUAACUUCAAUAUGGAUUUGAAGUGGCUCAUCAUCCUAAUUGUUGUCAGCUUCUUAACUAAAGUUUCUCUUCAACGUAAGGUUCUUUAUAAGCCAACAGAGUUUCCAUACUCGAGAUGCUUCAAAAAUGGUACAAACCGAAUUUCCUGUGAAAAACUGAACAUUAGUAAAGAAAGACAGGAAAAGCUGAGCAUGUGGCCACCAGGGCCAUACGCAAUACCAAUGUCCGCAUAUGGCUGCCCGGAGUCACAAUCACGAGGAUGGCUGAAAAGCUAUUUGAUUGGCAAUAUUACUGUCAACCAAGACAGCAACAGAUUGCACAGAUUCUUUGGUGAUUAUUAUGUCUCGUCAUACCAUUGGAAAACAUCAAUGAUGACGCUUUUUUUGUGUGUAAAAUUCCGAAAUGAGGCCAUGCUUGAUAAAGGACAAUGGAUUCCAGGAAAUUACAGCAUUUAUAAAAUCGGCUUGUCAUGUCCCUCAGACUUUCAAGAAUCUAGUAUACAACUGCCUACAUUUGAAUUUGUGUCAUAUGGUGUUGUUCCAAAUAUUACAGUUUCUGAAGAAGGCCAAUCUGAAGAGUUUUUGACGUUAUCAUUGUGUAAAAGAACGACUUUUACGGAAACAGGAUAUUCUUAUGCAAAAGUGUCAUUCAAAAUGUUGGAAACUGACUUCAUACUUGAAAAGGAUCCAGAUACAAAUUGCUCCCAAUUCGACAUGUCAACAGUGUCUCAGAAAUUAACAUCUUGUUUUUAUAACCCAAAAGUUACAAACAUUGAUUAUGAAUCGGCAACAGAAUCGACAAAGGUUUGGUUUAUUGACUUACAGCGCUCACUUGAGGUUCUAAUGAUCGAAGUUAAAACUCCAAGAUCG